AUGGCUGACAUUCGAUCAACUAAACGCCUUCGGCGCAGCGACGAGCGCUAUGAGCGCAGCGACGAGCGAUAUGAACCAUUCAAGCCGGUGAUAUAUGAAGACGGACGCGACUACGGACCAAUGGUUUAUUUCGACCAGACACAAGCUCGGUGCCUUCGUUCCGAGUCGUCUUUCUCGUGCCACAUCGGUGAUGCAGUUGCUAUGGCGCAGAACUGGCGGCAAUGGCAAAUUCUGGACUAUCUGCGACCUCAAGCAUUCGAUUUCAUUCGAAGCAAGAAAGAUUCGGACAAUCCUCGUCGACUUCUUGAAAUCUACGUCACGGGCCUCGCUUUGUGCAUAGGAGAAACUAUCUAUGAAAGGCGACCCGACGGACGGCUGAGCCCUUGCAACCUGAUGAACGUACGCGUCGCAGGUCCGAACAUGGCAUUCGAAGUUUCAUAUUGGCAUGGGAGUCAGUUGUCAAGGAUGGAAACUGUGUCUCUCCAUCGUCUGGAGUCCAAAUCGGGAGUUUCUCUACAUCUUGGGCGACUGCCAUGGGAAGGAUUGCCCGACGAUUGGCUUCUCAAUUGGGCAAACGUUCAAUAUCAGAGGCAUAUUGAUGAUGGGGCAGUGACUAUCGCCAGACAUAUUGGUACGGAAGAUGGUACUUCUUCACGAGUGCAUCGAAAAGGAUAA
Molecule: messenger RNA, 675 nt
Organism: Fonsecaea pedrosoi CBS 271.37
Lineage: Eukaryota; Fungi; Ascomycota; Eurotiomycetes; Chaetothyriales; Herpotrichiellaceae
Exons: 1
Coding region: 1-675 (224 amino acids)
Source: RefSeq, a predicted model, not a curated record